AUGGGGAUGAGGGUUACUCGAGUUCAUGAGGCCGCAGGCUGGAAGUGGUGUGUGGGAGAUGAUCCACCGUGCCAAAAUACAAAAUAUGCACCUGUCGCCUCAGAAGUGGCCCCUCAGCGAUUGUUCCAGACCUCCUCCAGGUACCGGGUCGAGCCAGUGAAGCGAAGGCGGGUGAUAGCAGUUUGGAUCCAGAUCGGGAAAGCUGUUCCAGACCCAGAGAAGCAAGGCGCUGCUGUAGCUGUGAUCCUGCCCCUAACCCUGACCCUGAGCCUGACCGUGAUCGUGCUCCGAGGUUGCUGUUGGUGUGCCGAGCUCUGCUCCUUGCUUGCCCCGAUGUCUCCCAAAGCCUCUCGGAAACCCCAGGCAGGUGGCCCCGAGGUCCCAUCUCAAGAGGCCCAGGCCCUGGUGGGGAGCUCCGAGAUUGAGAUCCAGCCCCAGCCCCAGCCCCAGCCCCAGCCCCAGCCCCAGGCAGGUGGCCCCGAGAGUCCAGCCCCGCUCCAGUCCCAGGCUAGCACCUUGGAGGGCCUGGCCCCGACUCAGCCCCAGGGGGAAGGAACCUCCGAGGUGGAGCCCCAGCCCGGGCUCUCUUCCGAGUCCCAGUCCCAGCCCAAGCAGGAGCCGUCCUCCGGCUUCCAGCUCCAGGCGAGGCUCCUCGAAGACCCAUUCGAGACCCAAGCCGGCCCCUCGGAGGCUGCCCAGCUCGAGGCCGGAGCCCUGGCGGCCCAGACCCUGGGGCAGCUGGAGGCAGAAGCGGGCGCCCCGAAGCCUCCAUUCCGCGUGGGCGACCAGGUGCUGUCACUGCACGGCUCGCUGCUCUAUGAGGCCAAGUGCGUGCGCGUGGCAGAGGCAGCUUGCGGGGCGGCGACCGAAGCCGAGGCCGGCUCCCUCACCUACCUGAUCCACUACACGGGCUGGAACAAGAACUGGGACGAGUGGGUACCCGCGAGCCGUGUCUUCGAGUACUCGGAGACCAACGUGCGGCGGCAGCGCGAGCUGCUGGUGGCGCACCAGGCCCAGCUGCCACCCGGCAAGAAGGGGCGCGGGGGCCUCCGUGCCAGGAAGACCCCGGGUCUGCAGCAGCGGGGCCCCGCGCCCGAGGCCUUGGGCGCUGGCGAGGGCGCCGGCCCCAGCCAGCUGUCCGCGGCCACCCCGGCCACCCGCCGCAAGCGCGCCCGCGCCGAGGCGGCCGCUGCCGAGAGCCGUGCUGCUGCUGGCGUGAGACCCGACGUGAAGGUGGAGAUCCCCGAGGAGCUGAAGCCGUGGCUAGUGGACGACUGGGAGCUGGUGACCAAGCACAAUCAGCUCUUCUCCCUGCCGGCGCGCAAGAACGUGGACGCCAUCCUGGAGGACUACGCGCGCUCUAGGACGGUCCCGGGCACGGCGGAAGAGAAGGCGUUCGCAGUCGUGGAGGUGGUGGCCGGCAUCAAGGAGUACUUCAACGUGAUGCUGGGCACGCAGCUGCUGUACAAGUUCGAGCGGCCGCAGUACGCGCAGAUGCUGGCCCAGCAUCCCGACGCCAGCAUGUCGCAGAUCUACGGCGCGCCGCACCUGCUGCGCCUCUUCGUGCGCAUCGGGGCCAUGCUGGCCUACACGCCCCUGGACGACCACAGCCUGGCACUGCUGCUCGGCCACCUGCACGACUUUGUUGGCUACCUGGCCGAGAACUGCGGGACCCUCUUCAGCGUGGGGGACUACGGGGAGGCGCCCCCCGAGUACCCGGAGAGGGCCGAGUGA
Antechinus flavipes (yellow-footed antechinus) is the source of this 1734-nucleotide messenger RNA. RefSeq names its product mortality factor 4-like protein 1. Lineage: Eukaryota; Metazoa; Chordata; Mammalia; Dasyuromorphia; Dasyuridae. Gene Ontology annotation, biological process: chromatin organization; regulation of DNA-templated transcription. The record is from RefSeq and is a predicted model, not a curated record. The transcript has 2 exons. The coding region runs from base 1 to 1734 and encodes 577 amino acids. Gene Ontology annotation, cellular component: nucleus; NuA4 histone acetyltransferase complex.